AUGCACAACUCAUGAACUAGAGCGAGGCAGACAAAGGCAAAAAGAGCUCGUGCCGCUUUCCUGCAGCAUCCACACCCACCCACUUCGCUCCAUACACUCCAGCGCGGACUCCCCAGAGCUCUCCACAUUCAGCACCCGUCUACCACGGACCCUCCCGGACCUCUGUUGCCAUGGAGCUGGACUUCGGCCAUUUUGACGAGCGCGACAAGCCCCGUACCCCACGGGGUGGGCGCAUGAACGGGCUGCCCAGCCCCACCCACAGCGCCCACUGCAGCUUCUACCGCACGCGCACCCUGCAGGCCCUCACCAACGAGAAGAAGGCCAAGAAGGUGMGGUUCUACCGCAACGGAGACCGCUACUUCAAGGGCAUCGUGUACGCCGUGGCCGUGGAACGCUUCCGCACCUUCGACGCCCUCCUGGCCGACCUGACGCGCUCCCUCUCCGACCACAUCAACCUUCCCCAGGGGGUCCGCUUCAUCUUCUCCAUCGACGGAAUGCGCAAGAUCACCACCAUGGACGAGCUGGAGGAAGGAGAGAGCUACGUCUGUGCGUCCGAGAACGUCUACAAGAAGGUCGACUACACGAAGAACGUCAACCCCAACUGGUCUGUGAACGUGAAGGCCUCGGCCAGCCAGAAGAACCUGCAGAGCCUAGCCAGUAAGCAGGCCAGCGAAGCCCGGGAGGGUAAGGAGUUUGUUCGGCCCAAGCUGGUGACGGUGAUGCGGAGUGGCGUGAAGCCGAGGAAGGCCGUCCGCGUGCUGCUCAACAAGAAGACCGCGCACUCCUUCGAACAGGUGCUCACCGACAUCACWGAGGCCAUCAAGCUGGAGAGCGGCGUGGUUAAGAGGAUCUACACACUGGACGGAAAGCAGGUCACCUGUCUUCAGGAUUUCUUUGGUGAUGAUGAUGUCUUCAUUGCCUGUGGCCCAGAGAAGUUCCGCUACGCCCAGGAUGACUUCUCCCUGGAUGAGAAUGCACACUACCCCUCUGGAACCAAACCCAAAUCAGCCCAGGGGGCCUUUAAUAACCAAGGUCAGUGGGGUCAUGCCGACAUCACACUGACAUCAUAUCAUGUCUGCUGGAGACCACUGAGUUGGCCUGGGUGGGGCCAGAGGCAGGGGAAGGACUGAGCCCUAUCUCUGGUC
This is a messenger RNA of Salvelinus sp. IW2-2015, 1145 nucleotides long. Its product is annotated as neuronal migration protein doublecortin. Gene Ontology annotation, cellular component: microtubule organizing center; microtubule. Gene Ontology annotation, biological process: intracellular signal transduction. The record is from RefSeq and is a predicted model, not a curated record. NCBI's taxonomy places the organism in Eukaryota, Metazoa, Chordata, Actinopteri, Salmoniformes, Salmonidae.